Molecule: messenger RNA, 2339 nt
Organism: Linum trigynum
Lineage: Eukaryota; Viridiplantae; Streptophyta; Magnoliopsida; Malpighiales; Linaceae
Source: the annotation of a GenBank genome assembly
GGUAUUUCUCAGUUCUAAUUUGUAAUAUUUGAUGAAUGGAAGUCUUGAUUUGUAUGUACUGAACUUAUUUGUUUGACGUUGUAACCGGUGUACGUGAAACUAUUUUAAUGUAAUUGUGUGACUUUAGAGUAUUGCGUUGUUGACUUUUUGUUUAAUUUAAAGUUGACUUUUCUAUUGUAUAGGUGAUUUUUUAUGAUAUGAUAAAGACACCCCCUUAGCCAAUUUCCUGGCUCCGCCACUGGGCUCUGCCGCGGCAACCUGCUGCGUCGGCGGCUGCGCAUCCUGCUGAUCAGGUUCAGGUCCACCUUCCGUCUUUUGCUUUUUGGGCAAAGGAGGUUCUUCCAUCGCUUUUGCCUGAUCUAGGGCUUUUUCGUUUUUCCUCCCUCUAUUCGAGCGUUAUUUUUUGUUGCCGCCGGCGUACGUGGCACUUGUUGCAUGCACGCAUAAAAAAACAGCUAAAGCGAACCCUAGUCAUCUCCGAAGAAGAAAAAAGUUAGUCCAUUAACGGCCCAAUGAUGAGCCCAUACUACUUCGUGGGGCAAGAGAUCAAGUUGGCAACACUUCUUCAAACUUUAGCGGGCCCAGAUCCAAUGCUAAUGUUUCAUCCACGUUCUGCGAAAUUCAUCGUUUUUUUUUUAAAUAUUCAAAUCGGACGAAAGCCCGGAUACAUAGUCAAAGAACAGAACAAAUCUCAUCCAGAUGGAACGAGAUAAUCUCCCGCAUCGGACUUUGGCAGCUUCGAUCCGACAGCUCCUCAAUCGCCAAUGGGAGGUUCGAACAGAACAUGUCUUUCGCGAAAGCAAUUAUGUUGCUGACUUCAUGGCUUCGGAGGGACACUCGCUACCUACAGGGAUACAUGUUGUGGAUACCCCGGGACCUAGGUUACGCUACUGGUUGUUGUUCGAUUCUCUUGGUGUACAAACGCCUCGUUUUAUUAAUGAUAAAGGGUUAGAGCGCCCCUCUGCGCUCUGUUUUUCACAAAAAAAAAAAGAACAAAUCCACGGGCGAAAGUCGACAAAUCGUCGAACUUUCGAUGAGAGCGUUUUUUGCCACAAAAUGAGCUGCCCUAUUAACUCAAUAAGUAACAUGCGAGCAAGAACAAAACUCAAAGGAUCCUAACAAACAAUGAUCAUCUUCUACGGUUGCACCACCAGUCCCAUGAUGAGAUACACCCGCCAAGUGUCGCCACAUAAUCAGUCGUGAAUUCCAUGCAAUUUGAGCAAAAGAAACCAUGUGUGAGGCACCAAUCCAAGGCAUCCCUCCACGUCAAUAAUUCUGCAAAAAAAGAAUCAUCGAUACUUGCAGAAAACUUACCCAUUGCGAACUGAAUCACGCCGAAAAGAUCACGCCCAACAAAAGCAGUCCCGACACCUCUCCUCCAGUGGCCAAAGCCAUUAACGCCUAUCGGCAGUCAAAUAAUCUCCCCAUUCGUCGGUAAGACUUUGUCAACCAGUCUGCAACUACUUUGAAGCCCCCUGCAAAAUGUUAGCCGGCAACCACAAAAAUAUUGCAUAGAUGGAGGCAAUUAACUACUAGAGCGCACAAUGGCGCGAGAAAGAGAAUGAACAGGCAAAACUUCUGCAACUCAUGGCUAACGGCAAGGCCUCCGAGUCGAUCUCUGAAUCCCCACCGCCAUGUCGAUCUGCAGAAUCCUCCACCGGCCACCGCAUCGAUCUUCCACGCCCCCGCCGAUCUCGGAAUCCCACCUAAUGUCUAUCUGCAGAAUCCCGCAGUCCGCAGCGUCGGGUCGAUCUCCAAAUCCCCAACCGUUGGCGAUGGAAGUUCUUCAGGCCGGUCAAAAAGCAACUGCUAUUGAUUGAAACCGCCGGAUUCUUGUCGCCGGAGGAACGCUGAACUCGUUCGCCAUAAUACCCCGCCGGUUUGCCCCUUUCCUUCCACUGUACGCUCCAUAGUCGCCGUGUAUCAAAAGUUGCCGCCGAGGACAGAGAACUUUAAAAGUUGAACUUAUUUGUCUUCCUAAAACAGUCCAUUGAAUCCAUCGUUUAACUUCCCUGAUUGUAUUAGUCAUAUUUGUUGAAAACCACUUAAUACCAAUAACUUGAGUUAUUGGAAGAGGUACCUAACUACUUUUGUUAAGCUCACUUAAAUGAAAGCAUACUCUUGGAGUUGAAAAUUGCACAGGGUCGUCAUACCAUGUGCUUAAGACAACAGUUAAUAUUGGCAGUGGCGGACCCAGGAUAUUGGGAUAGGUGUGCCAGUUCAUAAAAAUAAGUUAAAAAUAUCAAUUAAUUUAUUAAAAAUCAAUAUAAAUUUUAUUCAUAAAGUCCACCAAAUUUAUUGUUUUUUAUAGUAAAUCACAAUGAAUUUUUAUAUUCUGA